Messenger RNA from Culicoides brevitarsis, 1392 nucleotides. RefSeq names its product bifunctional peptidase and (3S)-lysyl hydroxylase Jmjd7 (gene JMJD7). NCBI's taxonomy places the organism in Eukaryota, Metazoa, Arthropoda, Insecta, Diptera, Ceratopogonidae. The record is from RefSeq and is a predicted model, not a curated record. Gene Ontology annotation, molecular function: 2-oxoglutarate-dependent dioxygenase activity. The transcript has 5 exons. The coding region runs from base 312 to 1292 and encodes 326 amino acids.
CAACACGCGAUAGGGUUACUGCGAUUUUCUCAUCAUUUUUGACGAAUUUUACAAGUUUUUAACUUUAUUUUACGACGAUUUCUUAUUUAAAAUACCUGAAUUAGUCCUCCAAGUUAAAAAUUAUUUGAAAUCAUUCACACAUGAAUCAAAGAAAAACAUUUUAUGGCAGCCCUAAGCAUUUAAACGACACGAACACUAAAUUUAGCGUGCUUUUACUUGUGUUUUUAACGUCUCGCCCAACAGUUUAUUAAAAUAAUUUUCCUGAAAGCCAUCCAAAUUUUUUUCCUGUAGUCGUUGUCCAACUACAACGGAUGAAAGAUUCCGUAAUUGACUUGCUAAAAAUGGAGAAGACGAUCGAGGAGUCUUUCGCCGUGCUCAACGAGGAGUCUCGAGACUUGUUUUUGCCGCGAUCAAUUCCCGAACUCUACGAAGUGCCCACGGCGAUGGAGUUUCUGCGAGAUUAUGUCAGCAAAAAUAUUCCGUUGAUCAUUCGCGAGGGAUGCACGUGGCCUUGCAUCACGAAAUGGAGUUCGCAGUAUUUUAGAGAAACGAUGGAGAAUAAACCGGUAAAGGUGGCACUGACGCCAAAUGGUUACGCAGACGGGAUUGCCGAGUACAAGGGAAUCGAGUAUUUUGUCAUGCCGGAAGAGAAGACGAUGACAAUGGGACAAUUUUUGGAUAAUUUGAACGAAAGGAGUAUUCCUGUGAAUUACAUCCAGACACAGAACAACAACCUCAUAAUGGAUUUUGAAGAGCUUUUAGUGGAUAUCGACGAUUCUUUAUUAAAUUUCGCCAAGGAAGCGUUCAACAAAUCACCUGACGCUUGUAAUUUUUGGAUGGGCGAUGAACGGGCAGUGACUUCCAUGCACAAAGAUCCCUACGAAAACAUUUACUUCGUUGUAUCGGGACAUAAGGACUUCAUAUUGAUCCCGCCAACAGACGUUCCGAACGUGCCAAGGAAGAAAUAUCAGUCAGCAGUGUACAAAACGAAUCGAAAUGGCCAAAUGGAGGUUGAACCAAUUUUUGAUGACCACAAGAAGCCAAUUGUCAUUGAAUGGGUCUCAAUAGACCCCUUAAACCCCGAUUUGGAUGAAUAUCCCUCGUAUGACGAAGCAAUCAAAUACGAAGUUCGCUUAAAUGCUGGCGACAUGUUGUACCUGCCAAGUAUGUGGUAUCAUCACGUUCGACAAAGUCACAAAAAUAUCAGUCUCAAUUUCUGGUACGACAUGGACUACGAUGCGAGAUACUGUUACUACAAGAUGGUCGAGAAACUUUGUGGAUAUGGCAGUUAAAAAACAGUCGCUAGUCAGUAAUGUUCGUUUGAAACGAACUUUUAGGUCGUCCGGAAUGUUUUUAUUACGUCAACAAUAAACAAUUUAAUUUAUUCCAAAA